AUGAGAUACCCAGACUCCGUGAGGUUCGUUGUGUCCACGUUGUCGUGGACAUUGCGGGCAGGCUGUGUGGCCCACUUGGUACACGAAUACAUCUACGAAUUUACAGAAACCAGAGGUGAAUCCAUGCUUCCUACACUUCAAAGUCAUUACGACUACGUUCAUGCGUUGAAAAGGUAUAGAUUGGGAAGAGAACUUGACAUUGGUGACUGUGUGGUUGCUGUCAAGCCUAGUGAUCCCAGCCACCGAGUUUGCAAAAGGAUAUCUGGUAUGCCUGGGGAUGUGAUUCUCAUUGACCCGUCUUCAUCGUCCGAGUUAACCAAUUUGCCCACAGAGGUGAUACUGCAUGAUGGCUUCAACAAAUACAUAAGGGUACCCGACGGCCAUGUUUGGUGUACUGGAGAUAAUUUAUGCCAUUCCUUGGAUUCCAGAUCAUACUCGGUACUCCCAAUGGGACUUAUUACAGGAAAGAUUGUAGCAGCCAAUUCGAUGAACCGAGGAGUUACUACAGGAUGGGGGUUCAGAUGGAUACAGAACUCUUUCGUGGAUGAAAGCGAUGAUUAG
Molecule: messenger RNA, 561 nt
Organism: Suhomyces tanzawaensis NRRL Y-17324
Lineage: Eukaryota; Fungi; Ascomycota; Pichiomycetes; Serinales; Debaryomycetaceae
Gene: IMP1
Product: endopeptidase catalytic subunit
Exons: 1
Coding region: 1-561 (186 amino acids)
Cellular component (GO): mitochondrial inner membrane peptidase complex; membrane
Molecular function (GO): serine-type endopeptidase activity
Source: RefSeq, a predicted model, not a curated record